This is a messenger RNA of Maudiozyma saulgeensis, 1521 nucleotides long. NCBI's taxonomy places the organism in Eukaryota, Fungi, Ascomycota, Saccharomycetes, Saccharomycetales, Saccharomycetaceae. The record is from the annotation of a GenBank genome assembly.
AUGAAGGAAUAUUUUAGAUUGAAAUAUAUCGAACUGUUAGAUUCCAUGCUUAACGCCGAAGAGUUAUUAGCUGCUUUUAAUGAUAUCGAUUCCACUAAUGAAGAAAUUUCAAUGGUUGAAGAGAAUGAGAGUGCUAGCAACAAAUCAGUUUGGAAUAAAGAAUUAUUGACGAAAAUGGCUAGUUCGCUAGUUAAUGUGUCCUUAACUAAAUUAAAGAACAAGCAACAACAACUAGACGGUAAAAAUAAGGAUGGUGAUGAUACAAAGACAGAUUUUGUAGCAAUGGAAGAGUUACAAAAAUAUAUUGACAAGACUACCGAUAUGAAACCUACUGUGGAAGAUGAAGAACCAUUUCUUGCUUUAUUCUUAGAUAAACUAAUCAGCAGACUGGUUCCCGAACCUUUACCUGCAAGAGAACAUAUUUUGCCCGAUGUGGUGGAUCAAGAGGUUUCAGUAGCAAUAUUAGCAUCAAAUGUUCAUAAAUUAUCAGAAAGAAUGGAAAAUGUAUUCGAAUUUCAAGAUACUAUGGUUAGAAUCUUAACGUGGAGACAACCCUCUACGAUGAUUAUCAUAUUAUUGAUCUUAACCAAGAUUUGUUAUAAUCCAAUGUAUUUAAUACUAUUACCUUUAUUAUAUUUAUCAUUAGGGAUCAUUAUUAAACAAUAUAAUUUAAAAUAUUUUGAUGGGACUCACUCAAGACAAUCUCAUAGAGAAAAAAUAGGGAAGUCUUUGAUUAACGAUCUUUUUAAACAUGAACCAUCAUCAUACACUACUGCUACUACUACUAAUAGCCUAAACACAACGCCACAAGAGAUUACUCAUGGAAUGCAAGUAGUUCUUAAUCUAAGAGAUUUUCAAAAUUUGACCACAAGUCAAUUACAUAUGAUGGAUUCAUUAUCAAGUUUCUUAAAUGAGACUGCAGCUUUUAAGGAUGAACGAAUUACAACAUUAUUAUUAGUAGGAUUGUUAUUAUCUUGUAUUGCAUUCAAAUGUCUAUCACCUUUCAUUAAUUGGAGUUUAUUAUGUAGUUGUACUCUAUGGUUAACAGCUAUUAUAACACAUCCAAAAUUAUUACCCCGUUUGAAACAGUUGCAUUGGUUCCAAUCACACGAUAAACAAGAAAUAUCAACGACGACAUUAACCACAUCAACUAUAAAAUAUGACGUGAUAUUAGAUCAACCACCUUCAAUUCGUUAUGUGGAGAUCUUUGAAAUAUAUAGACAAGGAUUAAUCCCAACGACAUGGAAAUUCUUCAUCUAUUCAAAAUCUUUAUUUAAUCCAACAGAUGAAUAUAGGAGAGCCCAAACCCCUCCACCUGGUGUGAAAGAUUUGUCUCAAGUGCAGGCACCUGAUCAAUGGUUGUUUGAUCCAAAUAGUGAAUGGGAAAUCGAUUACAAUAUUCAUGAUUGGGCCUCAGAUAGAAAUUUGGAUUUAUCCGUUGAUAAUGAGUUCCUAAUAGAUUCCACGUUUAAGAGAAGAAGGCUAACUAGACGUGUUAUCAAAGUGUUACCAUCAUCUUAA